Molecule: messenger RNA, 3732 nt
Organism: Calliphora vicina (urban bluebottle blowfly)
Lineage: Eukaryota; Metazoa; Arthropoda; Insecta; Diptera; Calliphoridae
Exons: 1
Coding region: 1-3732 (1243 amino acids)
Biological process (GO): DNA integration
Molecular function (GO): nucleic acid binding
Source: RefSeq, a predicted model, not a curated record
AUGGGGCGCAAUGAAAACCAUUCUCAGCGAGUAAAUUUGCACAUUUCUGGCCCAAAUAAAAUCAAAUAUACUUUACCAGUUCGCACGGUGAAACAACUAUCUUUGCCCAGCCAAAGCAUUAAUUAUAAAAAUUUGUGUAACCAAUAUCCACAUCUUAAAGGUUUACCUAUAAAUGAUUUUACAAAUGCUGAACCAAGUGUUUUAUUAGGCAUAAAUAAUUUGAAGUUUUGUAUACCAACACGAGUAAAAGAAGGUAAAAAUAAUGAGCCCAUUGCUAUUCGUACACGCCUCGGGUGGCUUUUAUGUGGUAACUCGAAUAUUGACCAAACAAAACAAAUUGAAUAUAAUUUUCAUACAUGUGAAUGCGAUUGCCAAAAUGAAAAUAAACUUAAUUAUUUAAUAAAACAGUUUUAUUCUCUUGAGAUGGCUGGUAUUACUAAUACAACUUCUAUGAUUGGUAAAGAUGACCAAAAAGCAAUCGAUUUAUUAGAAAAACAUACUAAACAAAUAUCCAAUGGCCAUUAUGAAACAGCUUUACUGUGGCGAUAUAAUAAUGUCAAAUUACCCCAAAGCUUUGAUAUGGCUAAGAAAAGAUUACUGUGCCUUGAGAAAUCUUUGAAAAACAAUAGAGAAUUAUUUGAUAUAUUUAAAAAAACAAUUACAGAAUAUUUAAAUAAAGGAUAUAUAACAAAAGUCAAGCAAAACUAUAAUGAUGAAAAAAUAGAUCAAAAUGUGUGGUAUUUGCCAAUCUUUCCUGUGUUCAAUAAAAAUAAACCGAAUAAAACCAGAAUAGUAUGGGACGCAGCAGCAAAAUCGAAUGGUGUUUCAUUAAAUAAUUUUCUGCUCAAAGGUCCUGACAUGUUGGCGUCGCUUCCAUCUAUUCUAUUUCGAUUCCGUCAAAGAAAAGUAGCUGUAUGCGGUGAUAUAGAACAAAUGUUUCAUCAGAUUUUUAUUCGCAAAGAAGAUCGUAAUGUACAGCGGUUUUUGUGGCGCAGUUGUGAUGAAAAUAAAGAACCAGAUGUGUACAUUAUGAAUGUGUUGAUUUUUGGAGCAUCAUGUGCACCUUGUAUAUCACAAUACGUAAAAAACCUAAAUGCGUCAAAAUUUGAAAAUAAAUAUCCUGAAGCCGCUGCUGCCAUAAAAGAUAAUCACUAUGUAGAUGAUUUUUUAGCUUCGACGGAUAGUAUAGAAGAAGCCAGUAAACUAGCAAAAGAUGUUAGAUACAUCCAUAGUCAAGCCGGUUUUAACAUUAGAAAUUGGUGUUCUAAUAGCAACAUUGUAUUACAAGAUUUAAAUUCAAAGAAAUCCACCAAUAAUAUUUGCCUAAAUAUUAGCGAUGGCCUUGAUACAGAAAAAGUGCUUGGCGUAUUCUGGGUUCCCGUUGACGAUAUGAUAACAUUUAAACUUUCAUUAUCAAUUCUAAAUAGUGACAUUUUCCUCGGGAAAAAACAGCCAACAAAACGAGAAGUUUUAAGAAUUUUAAUGAGUAUAUACGACCCCCUAGGUCUAAUUGGAAAUGUUCUUAUGUACUUAAAGAUUGUUCUACAGGAAGUAUGGAGAAGUGGUGUAGAAUGGGAUGAACCCAUUUUAGAAGAGCAACACAUUAAAUGGAAAAACUGGAUAACAUUUUUACCACAAUUAAACAAAAUUAAUAUACCCCGUUGCUAUCUUCAAGAAUUACCAAAUUACAACAACAUUGACGUUCAGUUACACACAUUCGUUGAUGCUAGCGAAAAUGGCUAUGCUGCUGUGUCGUAUUUUAGAAUCUUUAAUGGUAAUAAAGUUGUCGUAUCAUUAAUUGGGUCGAAAACUAGAGUCGCACCAUUGAAAGUAGUUUCAAUACCACGAUUAGAACUGAUGGCGGCUGUAAUUGGUGCCCGAUUUGCCAAUACCAUUAUUCAAAAUCAUUCUGUCAAUAUUAAUCGAAAGGUAUUUUGGUCAGAUUCGCAAACUGUCUUGAGUUGGAUACGCUCAGACCACCGAAAAUAUCAUCAGUUUGUUGCCGUACGAAUAAGCGAGAUUUUAGACAAUUCCGAGAUAAACGAAUGGUUAUGGAUAUCUGGGAAAAAUAAUGUGGCUGAUGAAGCAACUAAGUGGGCGAAGAAACCAGAUAUAUCAGAUUCUAGUCGCUGGAUUAAUGGUCCAGAAUUUCUUAAAUUUCCUGAAAAUAAAUGGCAAUUUAAAAUUACAAAUUUAUUACAAACAGAACUGGAAUUGAAACAACAUAGUCUGCUUAUACAAAGUGAAGAACUAUUUAUUAACGUUGAACGCUUUUCUCGCUGGUGUAGAGUUUUACGAACGACUGCAUUUGUAAUUCGCUUUUGUAAUCGUCUGAAAACCAAACAAAUAGCUGGAAAUGAUGCGGAGUUAACACAAGAUGAAUUAUUCAAGGCCGAAUUAAUUUUAUUGAAACAAGCUCAACAACAAACGUUUUGUAAUGAAAUAAAGUGUAUUCAACAGAACAAAAAUUUACCAAAAACUAGUUUUUUAUAUAAACUAUCUCCAUUUAUUGAUAAUACUGGUGUACUUCGUGUGGCUGGAAGGAUUGAAAAUGCAGACAUACCUGAAGAAUUUAAGCAUCCAGCUAUUUUACCAAAAUAUUGUCGCAUUACAAAACUACUAAUAUUGCACUACCAUAAUAUUUACCAUCACAUUAACCACGAGACCGUCGUAAAUGAAAUACGGCAAAGAUAUUAUAUCCCAAAACUAAGAGUUGUUUGUAAACUUGUUGUACGACAAUGCCAGAUGUGUAAAGUGAAAAAUGUUUUGCCAGUGUUUCCUCAAAUGGCUAAGUUGCCCAGAGCUCGCCUUGGUGCCUUUCAGUCGCCUUUCACUUUUACGGGUCUGGAUUUUUUUGGUCCCCUAUAUGUUACAGUGAAUCGCCAUAAGGAAAAAAGAUAUGGCGCUUUAUUUACAUGCCUGACAAUUAGAGCUGUCCACAUUGAAAUUGUCCAUACUCUCAACACAAGCUCAUGUAUUAUGGCGAUCCGUAAUUUUACUGCACGUCGAGGACAACCAAGAGAAUUUUUCAGCGAUAAUGGGACAAACUUUGUGGGGGCUGAUCGUGAAUUACAGGAAGCAUUCAAGGAGGUGAACAAAAAUGAAUUGGUUCGUAACUUUACCAAUUCAAUUACAAAGUGGAAUUUUAACCCACCAUCUGCCCCCCAUAUGGGCGGGGCCUGGGAACGUUUGGUCCGUUCUGUAAAAACGGUCCUUUACAAAAUAAAACAUGAAAGGUGCCCAUGUGAUGAAACGUUAAAAAGUAUGAUGGCUGAGGUGGAAACCAUUAUUAACUCCCGACCAUUAACUUAUGUUCCAGUUGAAAGCGAAAAUGGAGAAGCCAUAACACCUAAUCACUUUCUUUUGGGAAGUUCAAAUGGCAUUAAGCCUCUUGCUACAUAUGAUGAUGACGGUGUUGUUUUGCGAGAAUGUUGGUUACGUUGUCAGCAGUAUGCAGAUAUAUUUUGGAGAAGAUGGGUGACCGAAUAUUUGCCAACAUUAACUUGCAGAUCGAAGUGGUUCGAGAAAGCUAAACCAUUAGCUAUUGGCGAAUUGGUGGUAGUGGUUGACCCUGCAAAUCCAAGGAAUGUGUGGCCCAAAGGACGAAUCAUAGAAGUAUACAAGUCUGCAGAUGGUCAAGUACGUAAAGCUAAAGUCAUGACGACGUCUGGUAUUUUAGAGAGACCUGCAGCUAAACUGGCAGUUUUGAACGUGGCUCAGCAAAUGGAGUAA